Messenger RNA from Hemicordylus capensis (graceful crag lizard), 1317 nucleotides. RefSeq names its product adenylate kinase 3 (gene AK3). Gene Ontology annotation, biological process: nucleobase-containing compound metabolic process. Gene Ontology annotation, molecular function: AMP kinase activity; ATP binding. Gene Ontology annotation, cellular component: cytoplasm; mitochondrion. The record is from RefSeq and is a predicted model, not a curated record. Bases 346 to 1032 code for a protein of 228 amino acids. Lineage: Eukaryota; Metazoa; Chordata; Lepidosauria; Squamata; Cordylidae. The transcript has 5 exons.
GUGGAGAGAAGCGGAGCCUUGUUCGUUUCGGUCAGGGAGGUCUGCGCAAUGCACGUGGGAGGCGAGGCUGGGCUGGGCUAAAGCGAGGGGAGGAGCGCGUCAAGGCUGCCCGUCCCUUUCCUGCCCCGCAGUUUGUUCUCUCAGAGUAAGUAAGUCGGUCUCCGUCCGUCACGCCUGCCGCGGCGACGGCUUGUGCUCCGCAAUCGGGUUCGGAAUAUGCGGCAGAGAAGUACCACCACCACCACCACCAAUAACAACAGCUGCUGCUGCUGCUGAGUCGCCGCUCCCUGGGCGCAAGCAGACGCUUCGCUUCUCCGGCCCCCGCGCCACGAAACGGUUCCGAACAUGGUGGUGCGGGCGGCGCUGCUGCGGGCCUUGAUCAUGGGGCCGCCUGGCUCCGGGAAAGGCACCGUGUCCUCCCGCAUCGUCAAGCACUUCGCCCUGAAACAUCUCUCCAGCGGGGAUCUGCUCAGGGACAACAUGAACAAGAGGACAGAAACUGGUAUCCUUGCAAAGUCAUACAUUGAUCAAGGGCGCCUGAUUCCUGAUGAUAUUAUGACACAACUGAUGCUGAGUGAACUGAAGAAAGUAGAGCAGUUCCACUUGCUGCUAGAUGGCUUCCCCAGGACUGUUCCCCAGGCUGAAGCUCUGGAUAAAGCAUGUCCAAUAGACAUGGUGAUUGACUUAGAUGUGCCUUUUGAAACUAUUAGACAACGGCUGACUGCACGCUGGAUCCAUCCUGCCAGUGGCAGAGUCUACAACCUUGAGUUCAAUCCUCCCAAAGUCCCUGGCACAGAUGAUAUUACUGGAGAGCCUCUUUUUCAACGUGAUGAUGACAAACCAGAAACAGUUAUGAAGAGGCUAAACUCGUAUGAAGCAGAAACAAAACCUGUCUUGGAGUAUUAUCGACAGAAAGGUGUGCUCAAAUCUUUCUCUGGAACAGAGACCAACAAGAUCUGGCCCCAUAUUCAUGCUUUCCUUCAAACCAAGUUGCCUGAUGUGAGCCAGAAGGAGGCUGCUACACACAACUGAAGCAGGAUCAAACACUGGAUUCCAAGUAGAAGCUCCUGGCAUAUGUCCAAGCUUCUGGAAAAAUCUGUUCUCACAAUUACUAAAAUCAUGGAGAUCUUACUUUUUUUUUUUUAGGUCAGUGAGUUACUACAAAAUAAUGCCACACUAAUAACCAACAAAUCUCUACAAUUGCCACAUUUUGUGUAGUAACUUUGUAUUCUUGUUCUGUGGUAAACUGAUUAAAGUACUAUUUUUGUAUUAGAAGUAUGACUUUUGUAAAAUUAAACAAACUGAUUUUUAACAAGA